GGACUUCCUGUUCAGAAGACAAGUGUCAGCGUCAGGGAGGAAAAGUGUGGCAAGCGGGGGCCCUGCUUCAAAAAAGAGGAAGGCCCCGUCCUUCUGGGCCGUAGAUUCGCCAUUUGCCAUUCAAGGGUGGCCUGCUUCACAAGAGGUUCGUUCCCCAAAGAGAAGCAGAACCAAUCCACAGAAGCAUCCGGGUCCGAAACCCAAGUCGUCGGCAUCUGGUGGGUCCGGCCAUGGGCCUUGCUGGACCUUGCGCAGAGGGGUCCCCGGGGUCAAAGGACUUCCGCCGGGAGAGGCUCCCAUGGUGAGGCCUGGCAUGGAGCCCUCUGCCCCCGGCGGUGACCCCGGCCUCAGGGACCGUUAUGGAGAGAGCCGGUCAAGACCUCCGGACGAAAGCGUGGACCCCUCCUCUCCGUUUGCAUUGCUGGAAGACCUGGACCUGUGGCUGGACGGCUGGCAGGGGGCAAAAGGGGCAAAAGGGACCACCGUUAAUGAGGGGCCACCCUCAACACAGGAGGCGAGCCCCCCAAAAAUAGACAAGGACCCCACACUGGACCUCUUCCAGGCCAGCAUCCGCCAGGCCCAGCUCUGCGUCCUGGAGCUGCAAGGGGAGAUUGACCGGCAGGCCGUGAGCCCCACGAGACCCUCGCAGGAGCCUUUGCGCUUGACCACUGACAGCGAGGAAGAGGAGGAUGAAGAAGAGGAAGGAAUGCCAGAAGAGGAAGAGGAGGAGGAGAUGGAGUGCUUGUUCUACGACAACCCUCUCUUCCAGGAGAGCCCCGUACCCACAAAAGUCCCCGUUGGCUUUGAAGAUCCAGCUUCAGAGUCCCAGGAAGUGACCUCUCCUCCCGGCCGCAAAGAGAUCCUUCUUGGCUGGACAAGGCAAACUCCGGACACCAAAACAAGUGACCAAGUCGGCUUUGAAGACACAGCUGCGGAGUCCCGGGAAGUGGCCUCUCCUCGCGGCCUCAGAGAGAACCUUCUUGGCUGGACAAGGCAAACUCUGGACACCAACACGAAUGACGAAGUUGGCUUUGAAGACACAGCUCCGGAGUUCUGGGAAGUGGACUCUUCUCCUCCCGGCCACAAAGAGACCCUGCUCCGCUGGACAAGGCAAACUCCGGACACCAACACGAGUGACCCCAUCGGCUUUGAAGAUCCGGCUUCAGAGUCCCGAGAAGUGGCCUCUCCUCCCGGCUGCAAAGAGAUGCUGCUCCGCUGGACAAGGCACUCUCCGGACACCAACACGUGUGACCCCGUCAGCUUUGAAGACACAGCUCCGGAGUCCUGGGAAGUGGACUCUUCUCCCAGCCGCAAAGAGAUCCUUCUUGGCUGGACAAGGCAAACUCUGGACACCAAAACGAGUGACCAAGUCGGCUUCAAAGACACAGCUCCGGAGUCCCGGGAAGUGGCCUCUCCUCGCGGCCGCAGAGAGAACCUUCUUGGCUGGACAAGGCAAACUCUGGACACCAACAUGAGUGACCCUGUUGGCUUUGAAGACCCAGCUCCAGAGUUCCGGGAAGUGGCCUCUCCUCGCGGCCGCAAAGAGAUCCUGCUCCACUGGACAAGGCACCUUCUGGACACCAAUACGAGUGACCAAGUCGGCUUUGAAGACUCAGCUCUGGAGUCCCAGGAAGUGGACUCUUCUCCUCCCGGCCGCAAAGAGAACCUUUCUGGCUGGACAAGGCAAACUCCAGAGUCCCAGGAAGUGGACUCUUCUCCCGGCCGCAAAGAGAUCCUUCUUGGCUGGACAAGGCACUCUCCGGACACCAACACAAGUGACCAAGUCGGCUUUGAAGAUCCAGCUUCAAGGUCCCGGGAAGUGGCCUCUUCUCCUCCCGGCCGCAGAGAGAUCCUUCUUGGCUGGACAAGGCAAACUCCGGACACCAACGCGAGUGACCCCGUUGGCUUUGAAGACUCAGCUCCAGAGUCCCAGGAAGUGGACUCUUCUCCCGGCCGCAAAGAGAUCCUUCUUGGCUGGACAAGGCACUCUCCGGACACCAACACAAGUGACCAAGUCGGCUUUGAAGAUCCAGCUUCAAGGUCCCGGGAAGUGGCCUCUUCUCCUCCCGGCCGCAGAGAGAUCCUUCUUGGCUGGACAAGGCAAACUCCGGACACCAACGCGAGUGACCCCGUUGGCUUUGAAGACUCAGCUCCAGAGUCCCAGGAAGUGGACUCUUCUCCCGGCCGCAAAGAGAUCCUUCUUGGCUGGACAAGGCACUCUCCGGACACCAACACAAGUGACCAAGUCGGCUUUGAAGAUCCAGCUCCGGAGUCCCAGAAAGUGGCCUCUCCUCCUCUUGACCCCAAAGAGAUCCUGCUUCGCUGGACAAAGCACCCUCCGGACACCGCCACCAGUGACCCCAGCCCCAUCUUGACCAGUCUGCCCCAAUGCCACCCCCUUCCUCCGCUGGUCAUCACCGAAGAAGGAGAAGAAGAGGAAGAGCUGGACCUCGCCCGGAAAGAAGAGAAGGAAGAGGAAGGCAACAAGACGCAAGCCCCACAGGGUCUCCCUCCCCAGCCGGAUGGCGGUCUCUCCGGAGGUGUUUCCGAAGGUCCGGCCACAGACGCCCACCCAGCCGGCCAAGGCCUCCUCUUCUCCGCUUGCAGCUCUUCCUUGGUCUCAUCGCUGCUGAUGCUGGAGGAGACCCCCGAGUGCCGUCCCCUGGGGGAGAGACCCCGACCCACAUUUCCGUCCCCCAAAGAGACCCCUCCCCGCCCCCCACCGCUGCCCUUGGCCCCCCGACUCCAGGAGCCCCAACGACUCAAGGAGCCUCCUCCACGGGCCUCCUUCCGGAGCCACCCGCCGGCCUCCUGCGCAUGGGCAGAGGGGCCCCGGGGAGCUUCCUGUCUGCGGGAGGAAGGCUCUGCGCAGGAUCCGCACCCGGUCCCGCUCCGCAGCCCAUUGAGGAAGUUGCCGGGGCCUUUGGACAAGCUGCCCACCGAGGGGCCGGCAGAAGAGGAGGAGGAGGAGGAGGACGUGGGGGAGACAGCAGCCCCCCAGAACUGUCUCCAGGUCCCCCUCGCAGACCCCACCCCCAUGGACCCGGACCCCAAGGAGCCCCCCCAGAACGAGAUGCCGCUUUUGGCCAACGGUGCUUCAGGAGACCGGUCAGCGGCCUUGCGCUUGGCCACUCGCCUCUAUCGCUUAGACGGCCUCAAGAAGUCCCAGGUGGCCUCCUUCCUCCGGAAGAACAAUGAGUUCAGCCGGACGGUGGCCGAAGCCUACCUCUCCUUCUUCGACUUCCAAGGCAAGACGCUGGACCAGGCCCUCAGGUCCUUCCUGAAGGCCUUUGUGCUCACCGGGGAGACCCAGGAGCGCGAGCGGAUCCUCCACCAUUUCGCCCAGCGCUUCCACCGCUGCAACCCGGAGGCCUUCCUCAGCCCAGAUGCUGUGCAUACCCUCACCUGCGCCAUCAUGCUCCUCAACACCGACCUCCAUGGGCAGAAGGUGGGCAAGAGCAUGUCCUGCCAGGCCUUCGUGGCCAACCUGGACGGCCUGAAUGACGGACAGAACUUCCCCAAGGAGCUGCUGAAGGGCCUGUAUCACUCCAUCCGCCAGGAGAAGCUGGAAUGGGCUGCGGAUGAAGAGGAGGAAAAGGGUCCCCCCAAUGGGCCCCCGCCCCCCUCGCUCUCCAGCCAGAAGAAGAGCAACCCCUUCCUCACCCUGAUGCACGACCCCGAGGCCCGGACCUACCGCCAGGGGCCCCUCUUCCGCAAGAUGCACGCCGAGGCCGACGGGAAGAAGACGCCGUGGGGCAAGAGGGGCUGGAAGAGCUUCCACACUGUCCUGAAGGGGACCGUGCUCUACUUCUUCAAGGACGAGAGCUGCGCAGAGGCCUCGGAGGAGCCCAUCGGGGUGCAUCAUGCGCUGGCGGAGCGGGCCAGCAGGUACACCAAGCGGCCCCACGUCUUCCGCUUGCAGACCGCCGACUGGCGCAUCUUCCUCUUCCAGGCCCAGACUGCGGAGGAGAUGGGCUCGUGGGUCUCGCGGCUCAACCUGGUGUCGGCCGCCUUCUCCUCGCCGCCCUUCCCGGAGGCCGUGGGCUCCCAGCGGAGGUUCAUCCGGCCCGUCCUGCCCACCGCGCCCUGCAAGAGCCCCCUGGAGGAGCAGUACCAGGCGCACGGGGGCUGCGCGGAGCGGGCCGGCCUCCUCCUUCAGGAGCUGCAGCGAAACCUCCCGGCGGAGAAGCGCAGCCGCGGGCGGCACUUGGAGGAGUACCUGCUCAGGAAGGAGUACCUGCUCUAUGAGGCUCCUGACGGGAAGGUCCAGAGCGCCAUGGAGGAGGCGGUGAAGCACGGAUUCCGCCACAUCGACUGCGCCUAUUUCUAUGGCAACGAGCAGGCGGUGGGCGAGGGCAUCCAGAAUGUGCUGAAGAAGGGCCUGGCCAAGCGGGAGGAGCUCUUCAUCGUCAGCAAGCUGUGGAACAGUUUCCACGACCCAAAGGACGUGAAGCCCGCUUUGAUGGAGUCCCUGAAGUGCCUGCAGUUGGACUAUCUGGACCUGUACCUCAUGCACUCUCCCAUGGGCAUCAAGAACGUCAAAGGAGACCUCCUCCCGCAGAAGGACGGGCAGGUCAUCUUUAGCGAUGUGGAUUAUCUGGACACUUGGAAGGCCAUGGAGAAGCUGGUGGAGGAAGGCCUGGUGAAGUCCAUCGGGGUGGCCAACUUCAACCCACAGCAGCUGGACCGGCUGUGCGCCCAUGCCAAGAUCUGCCCUGAUGUUGCCCAGGCCGAGCGCCACCCGUACCUGACUCAGUGCGAGCUUAUGGAGUAUCUCAAGAAGAAAGGCAUCGCUUGGGUCUGCAUCAGCCCCUUGUCGUCCCCCGAAAGCCCUUUCUGGAAAGAGAGCCCUCAUCCGAAAAACGCCAUGGAGGACCCGGUGGUGAAGGCGGUUGCCAAGAAGCACGGGAGGAGUCCCGCUCAGAUCCUGAUCCGCUUCAACCUGCAGUACGGCCUGGCUGCUGUUCCCAAGAGCCACAACCCGCAACACAUUGCCGAGAACGCCAAGGUCUUUGACUUCUGCCUGGACGAGGAAGACCUGAAGAAGCUCUGUGCCCUGAACUGUGGGGCCCGGGCCGUUCCCUGGGACCUCUUGGGGAUGGGCAAGCACAAGUACUACCCUUUCUGCAAGAAGGAGUGAGUCAGCCUUCCAGACAAGCGCACACAGGCCUCCCCGCUCCAAGAAAGCCAGCUUCUGCCUCUCAUAGCUAAUCAUACUGAGAAGUUACCUUUCGCCAGCCCCGACUCGUCUCCAAGAGGCCCAAAAUGCACCUUCAAGUGAUUUACCUGACACUAAGAAUUACCUGUAUGGCAUCUAUCCAACAUUACAUUUACCUGUAUGGCAUUUACCCGAUAUUCGAUUUACCUGUAUGGCAUCUAUCUGAUGUUAGAUUUACCUGUAUGGCAUCUAUCUGACAUUAAUGUUACCUAUAUGGCAUCUACCCAAUAUUCAAUUUAUCUGGAUGACAUCUAUCUAACAUUAGGUUUACCUGUAUGGCAUCUACCCAAUAUUUGAUUUACCUGGAUGGCAUCUGACAUUAGACUUACCUGGUUGGAGUCUAUCUGAUGUUAGAUUUACCUGUAUGGCAUCUACCCAAUAUUCAAUUUACUUGUAUGGCAUCUAUCUGACAUUAGAUUUACUUGUAUGCCAAUCUGAUGUUAGAUUUAACUAUAUGGCAUCUACCCGAUAUUUGAUUUACCUGGAUGGCAUCUAUGUGAUGUUAGAGUUACCUGUAUGGCAUCUAUCCCACAUUAGAUUUACCUAUAUGGCAUCUACCUAAUAUUUGAUUUACCUGGAUGGCAUCUACCGGAUGUUAGAUUUACCUGGAUGGCAUCUACCUGAUAUUAGAUUUACAUUGAUGGAAUCUACCUGACAUUAAUUUACCUGGGUGGCAUCUAUCCGGUUUUCUAUUUACCUGUAUGGCAUCUACCUGAUGUUAGAUUUACCUGUAUGGCUUCUAUCCGGUAUUCUAUUUACCUGUAAGGCAUCUACCUGACAUUAGUGUUACCUGUAUGGCAUCUACCUGAUAUUAGAUUUACCUGGAAUGGGACCCGUCAGAUGAGCAACUUGAAUGUGAAAGGGCCGAUUUCAUUUCCACGCCUGCUUUUUAUGACUAUACUGCAAUUGCAUUUUGAACGGUGUGUGCCUUUGGGGUUUGCAAGGAACACCAGCGCUUUGCAUUUUUGUUUCCUUUCCUAAUAAAAACGGCAAAACGUGA
This is a messenger RNA of Anolis carolinensis (green anole), 6218 nucleotides long. RefSeq lists its product as uncharacterized. The record is from RefSeq and is a predicted model, not a curated record. Gene Ontology annotation, cellular component: ruffle membrane; cytosol. Bases 299 to 5140 code for a protein of 1613 amino acids. Gene Ontology annotation, biological process: regulation of ARF protein signal transduction. Lineage: Eukaryota; Metazoa; Chordata; Lepidosauria; Squamata; Anolidae. The transcript has 24 exons. Gene Ontology annotation, molecular function: aldose reductase (NADPH) activity; guanyl-nucleotide exchange factor activity.